UCGUCAAUUUAUUUCAUCAAUUGGUUCGUUGUUUUCAACAGGAGGCAUCUAAUAGGAUAUUUAUCCUCUUUAAUAGCAAUAAAUUUUUAAUUCGACUGAUCGUAGAGAGUGUUGAAACAGAAAUAUGUGACAAUUGAGUCGAUGAUUGUGUGAAAAUGUUGAAUUAAUGGUGUUGUCUUCAUUGUUCUAAAAAUUGAAAUGUGUUGAAGGAAUGUAGUUGAAGUGGAAGAAUAUCGGGAAUGAGUAGAAUACGUGCGCAAGACAUCGAUUUGGACGAUAUCCUACCAAAAAUUGGAGAGUUCGGACGUUAUCAAAAAUUGAUGUUAUGGUUUGUUUGUCUGCCAGCAUGUUUCCCUUGUGGAUUUUGUGCUUUCAAUCAGCUCUUCAUGACUGAUACUCCUCCGCAUUGGUGCUGGAUUCCGGAGUUGCAUAAUUUAACAUCAGAACAGCGAAAACUGCUAUCAAUUCCCAAUGAAAAUGGUACGAAAUAUUCCAAAUGCUACCAGUAUGAUUCAAAUUGGGCCAACGUUAUGAUGAAUGAGCCUAUGGCAGAUAGUGAAGAGACAAAAAAAAUUGUGGAGUGCAAGAAUGGAUGGGAGUUUGACAUGAGUGAGAUACAAUCGACCAUCGUUAAAGAUUUUGAGCUUGUCUGUGAUAAGGAUAUUUAUCCAACCCUAGGUCUAGUCGCUUUGAACUUUGGUGGUCCCAUAGGAGUGUACGUUUUUGGUAUGCUCAACGACAGGAUAGGACGCAAAAAAUCUUUCUUUACAUGCUUAACAACACUACUUUGCGGAAGUUUUCUGACAGCAUUCGCAGAGAAUUUUACCAUGUGGAUUUUCAGCAGAUUUAUCGUUGGUCUCACAAUUCCUGCCAUUUAUCAGAUUCCAUUCAUCAUAUCUUUGGAGCUGGUGGGUCCUAGCUACAGAGCUUUCGUGACAGUGCUGACAUGCAUGUUUUAUACGAUUGGCCUUUGUAUGCUGGCUGUAGUAGCUUAUCUAAUAAGGGAUUGGCGACAACUCAGUCUAGCCACUUCAGUUCCAUUCACCCUAUAUUAUUUCUAUUGGUUCGUCCUUCCAGAAAGCCCACGGUGGUUGUUAGCCAAAGGCCGAUUUGAUGAGGCCCUGAAAAUUUUGAAAGAUUUGGCAGAGACCAACGACAAAGAGUUACCGCCAAGUUUCAUACAAAAUUUGAAGAGGACUAGGAGCAAGAGUGAAGAGGAGGAAUUGAAGAAGAGUCCUGGACUUAAGGGUUUAUGCGGUUCCCCAAAUAUGAGACUGAAGACAUCAUUGAUCACGCUCAAUUGGUUCGCCAACGAGAUGGUUUAUGUUGGCUUGAGCUAUUAUGGUCCGUCCUUGGGAAGCAAUGAAUAUUUGAGUUUUUUACUUUCGUCUGCUGUUGAGAUUCCUAGUUAUCUGAUGUGUUGGAUGAUAAUGGAUAAAUGGGGAAGAAGGUGGCCUCUCUGUUUGUGUAUGGUUAUAAGUGGAGUUAGUUGCAUUGCUACUGUUUUGUUGCCACAAGACGCAGUGAUCACCACGCUGGUGUUGUUUUUGAUCUCCAAAAGUGCGAUAUCUGCAUCAUUUUUGAUAAUAUACCCAUUUGCUGGUGAAUUAUAUCCCACUCAAUUACGAGGAAUAGGAAUCGGAUUUUCAGCAUAUGUUGGAGGUUUGGGAUUGAUAAUUAUACCUUUCAUCACUUACCUGGGCUCCGAAAUGCUGAUUCUUCCACUGAUUAUAAUGGGGUCUAUCUCGGUUAUUGGGGGAAUUUCUGGAUUGAGAUUGCCUGAAACUCUUCACCACCGUCUACCACAAACUGUUGAAGAAGGAGAGGAAUUUGGAAAAAAUUUCACCAUGGAAGAUUGCCUAAGAUGCAUUCCUAUGAGACCAGAUAUAUCUCGUGCAGCCUCAUAUGAAAAUUUGGAAUUACAACAAUUGGAACCACAAGAGGACACUCCCUUAGAUCUGCCUAGACAGAGGAGAGUUUCCAUGCGAAAAUUGGUGAAGCAACAAAGUAUCAUGGAUACUCCAAAGGAUGAACAUGGAAAUAUGAAAAUAACAUAUUGGGUUUAGUUAUUUUUAUCCUAAAGAUAGUAUAAUUUGUUUUCAUAAAAAAAGUGAAUAAAUGAUUUCCAAUUGUUU
This is a messenger RNA of Coccinella septempunctata (seven-spotted ladybird), 2135 nucleotides long. RefSeq names its product carcinine transporter. Gene Ontology annotation, biological process: transmembrane transport. Lineage: Eukaryota; Metazoa; Arthropoda; Insecta; Coleoptera; Coccinellidae. The coding region runs from base 240 to 2066 and encodes 608 amino acids. The transcript has 7 exons. The record is from RefSeq and is a predicted model, not a curated record. Gene Ontology annotation, molecular function: transmembrane transporter activity. Gene Ontology annotation, cellular component: membrane.